AUGAUUCCUGCAGUUCUCGUUUCCGCUCUCUUCUUCACGGCGCGCGCUUAUAGCGUCGAAGUAGAUCGAGUAGAUCGAGUCGCUGCUGACCAAAUCAUAUCCCAACUCGAAAGCAACAUAAAAUUAGACUCCAAAAACAAGCCAUACAAUCAGGCGGAAAAAUACUGGGAGCCAACCUGCAUCGAGCAAUGGGGUGGUUGCAACAACAUUGGAAAAUACCGGCGCACCUACCUAGAAUCGGCAGAUACAAUUAGUGUCACCUAUGAAGUCUCUCUCGAGGAGAGUAUGAUCAACGCUGAUCCCGUCGCCAACAAACUAGUUCUGAGAAACUCAACAUGGAUCACACAAUCCAGCACUAAAGGAUGGACUAUUGGUGCAAAGCUUUCUGGAACUGUUGGCAAAGAAGGCAAAGGAUCUGUCGGCGGCGAGAUCUCGGCACAAUAUUCCGACAGUAACACCAAUGAGAAGAAGGAGACCAGAGAGGUUUCCUACGAGAUGACAUGCCAACCUCACCAUGAAUGCCGCUUUGAGACCUGGACCUUCCAUGUCAAAGCUACUGGACUUUGCCAGUGGUUCCCGAUGCUCGACUGUGCUGGCGAGGUCGCUGUCUGUGAUACCUGGCCGUGGAAUGAGAAUACAUGCCAGCAGUUCCUGGACGUUCGUGAUCAAUGUCCUGCCAAGGCAAAUAGACCCCAAGAGCUUUGCGAAGUUAUAACUCCACUCUACGAGGCAGGUGGGAAGCCGUUUUCCAAAGUUGUUACUGUCUCAAUCCCGCUUAAUGGGACGAAGAGGUCAGAGCUCGGUCCGGAGUACCAGGUCAUUCUCUAG
This is a messenger RNA of Aspergillus caelatus, 828 nucleotides long. RefSeq lists its product as uncharacterized. Lineage: Eukaryota; Fungi; Ascomycota; Eurotiomycetes; Eurotiales; Aspergillaceae. The transcript has a single exon. The record is from RefSeq and is a predicted model, not a curated record. Bases 1 to 828 code for a protein of 275 amino acids.